AUGUCGGAGGCUACCUUACCAACCAGUAACGAAGCACUUGAAGCCAGCGUCCGGCGACUGGAGAAGGAAAAAGAGGCGUUGGAGCAACAGAUCAAGGCGCUGCGCUUGGAGCAGGCGGCAUCCUACCAAUCAUUAACUUCAUCGUGGUCUGCUACGGAGCUUGAUAACCCUCUGCAAAAGGUCGCCAAAUUAACGAAUCCCGAGAUUGCGAGAUACGGGCGCCAGUUGAUCCUGCCGGACUUUGGCAUCCAAGGCGCAGGCGGUCUUGGGUCCUCCUGUGCACUUUAUUUGGGAGGUUCUGGUGUCGGUCGCCUGGGUAUAGUCGAUCACGAUACUGUCGACAUUUCUAAUCUCCACCGCCAGAUCAUUCAUAACGAAGCGCGUCAGGGGAUGUCCAAGGCGCAGUCUGCAGCGCUCUCAAUUCAACUUCUUAAUCCGCACUGUCAAGUCAUCGUCCACAAUCUUGUUCUUGACAGCUCCAAUGCGCAGCCAAUCAUCGACGCAUAUGAUAUUGUAAUCGAUGCAACAGACAACGUUGCAACCCGGUAUCUCCUCAAUGAUGCAUGCGUCCUCAAUAAGAAACCAUUGGUGUCCGGAUCGGCCCUGCGAUUCGACGGGCAGCUGACUAUAUACAACUACCAUGGCGGGCCAUGCUACCGGUGUUUAUUCCCUAAGCCGCCACCGUCCGCAACUGUAACUAACUGCUCGGACGGAGGUGUUUUGGGAGUAGGCAAGUACACUUUUUCAGAUCGAAGGCAACUAUACGCACCGACUAUGACUUUAUUUUCAGCCAAUUCGUCAACAAUGUUCAGAACCAUCAAACUCAGGAACAGAAAAGCCGACUGCAUUGUAUGCGGCGAAGCUCCCACAAUCAGAAAGCUGAUCGAUUAUGUGCGCUUUUGCGGAAGCAGCGCUACGGACACAACUCCGGACCUUUUUCUCAUCCCGUUUAAAGAGCGCUUGACUUGCGAUUCGUACAAAAAGAUUCGCGAUGAGGGUGCACCGCACCUUCUACUUGAUGUUCGUGAAAAGGUUCAAUUUGACAUUUGCAGCCUGCCUUCAUCCCUGAAUAUCCCUCUAAAGGAUCUCCCAGAGCAGGUGGAGCAGCUCAAGGAGAAACUGGGCCCACAAUUUGAUCAACCCGGUAUUUGUCAAUCCUCAGGCUGGGUUUAUAAUAAUGGAUGA
This is a messenger RNA of Gamsiella multidivaricata, 1185 nucleotides long. RefSeq lists its product as uncharacterized. The record is from RefSeq and is a predicted model, not a curated record. The transcript has 6 exons. Gene Ontology annotation, molecular function: nucleotidyltransferase activity; URM1 activating enzyme activity; thiosulfate-cyanide sulfurtransferase activity. NCBI's taxonomy places the organism in Eukaryota, Fungi, Mortierellomycota, Mortierellomycetes, Mortierellales, Mortierellaceae. The coding region runs from base 1 to 1185 and encodes 394 amino acids. Gene Ontology annotation, cellular component: cytoplasm.